GAGAAAGGGUGGCCUCGUGCCCCCUAUUCUACAGAGUCUCCUCCCACGGCUGCCCAGCUCCCUGGCAGACUAUCUUGCCUCUACCACAUCACCAUCAGUACUGGGCGGCUACAGGGCAGAGCUGUCCCGGGACCUCCUCACAGUCUCCAGAGUCAAGGAACGCCUCCUCAGGGAAGUCCUCCACCUCAUCACUGACCUCUGAGUCACAGAGCUCCCGGGCACCAUGCUGGCCACAUAUGCCUAAGGAGCCACCCCCGGAAGCAACUGUGGGUCCCGCAGGCAUUCGCAGGCUAGUAGACACCUUCGGGGCCUGAGGGACCUGUACUCCAAUCCAAUGCUCUCCUCACUCUCAGAAGAUUUUACAGACGUGGAAACCGAGGCCCCAAGGGGUAAUCGGCCCGCGUUCCCAUGCCAAUAACCGGCGGUGGCGGGACCCACACCUACCCUGUGACCCGCAGGCCCAGGGGUCGAGCCCCAGGUAGAACGUCUACACCGACUCCGCCCUCGGCGCAGCGCGGGGAACCUUAACCCGGACACAGAGGCGUAAGCGGAAGUGCUGCCGAGCCGUAGCUAUGGAGACGCGGGGGGCGGGCCGCCCGGAGAGCGCGACCUUUGACCUGCUGUCGAGCGUACGUCAGAGGCUGGCGCAAAUAGAAGUGCAGCGGUGGCGGCGCCUGGUUGCGGGCCAGCGGCAGGCAGGCGGCGAUGGAGGUAACUCAGGAUCCUGUUCAAGAUGGGGUGGCUUCACCAGCUACCCCUGGGACCGGGAAAUCUAAGCUGGAAACAUUGCCCAAAGAAGACCUCAUCAAGUUUGCCAAGAAACAGAUGAUGCUAAUACAGAAAGCUAAGUCAAGGUGUACAGAAUUGGAGAAAGAAAUUGAAGAACUCAAAUCAAAACCUGUUACUGAAGGAACUGAUGAUAUUAUUAAGGCAUUAACUGAACGUCUGGAUGCUAUUCUUCUGGAAAAAGCAGAGACUGAGCAACAGUGUCUUUCUCUGAAAAAGGAAAAUAUAAAAAUGAAGCAAGAGGUUGAGGAUUCUGUAACUAAGAUGGAAGAUGCACAUAAGGAGUUGGAACAAUCACAUAUAAACUAUGUGAAAGAAAUUGAAAAUGUGAAAAAUGAAUUGAUGGCAGUACGUGCCAAAUACAGUGAAGACAAAGCUAACUUACAAAAGGAACUGGAAGAAGCAAUGAAUAAGCAAUUAGAGCUCUCAGAACAACUUAAGUUUCAGAACAACUCUGAAGAUAAUGUUAAAAAACUACAAGAAGAGAUUGAGAAAAUUAGGCCAGCCUUUGAGGAGCAAAUUUUAUAUCUGCAAAAGCAAUUAGACGCUACCACUGAUGAAAAGAAGGAAACAGUUACUCAACUCCAAAAUAUCAUUGAGGCUAAUUCUCAGCAUUACCAAAAAAAUAUUAAUAGUUUGCAGGAGGAACUUUUACAGUUGAAAGCUAUACACCAAGAAGAGGUGAAAGAAUUAAUGUGCCAGAUUGAAGCAUCAGCUAAGGAACAUGAAACAGAGAUAAAUAAGUUGAAUGAGCUAAAAGAGAACUUAGUAAAACAAUGUGAGGCAAGUGAAAAGAACAUCCAGGAGAAAUAUGAAUGUGAGUUAGAAAAUUUAAGGAAAGCCACCUCAAAUGCAAACCAAGACAAUCAGAUGUGUUCUCUUCUCUUCCAAGAAAAUACAUUUGUAGAACAAGUAGUAAAUGAAAAAGUCAAACACUUAGAAGAUACCUUAAAAGAACUUGAAUCUCAACACAGUAUCUUAAAAGAUGAGGUAACUUAUAUGAAUAAUCUUAAGUUAAAACUUGAAAUGGAUGCUCAACAUAUAAAGGAUGAGUUUUUUCAUGAACGGGAAGACUUAGAGUUUAAAAUCAAUGAAUUAUUACUAGCUAAAGAAGAACAGGGCUGUGUAAUUGAAAAAUUAAAAUCUGAGCUAGCAGGUUUAAAUAAACAGUUUUGCUGUACCGUAGAACAGCAUAACAAAGAAGUACAGAGUCUUAAGGAACAACAUCAAAAAGAAAUAUCGGAGCUAAAUGAGGCAUUUUUGUCAGAUUCAGAAAAAGAAAAAUUAACAUUAAUGUUUGAAAUCCAGGGUCUUAAGGAACAGUGUGACAACCUACAGCAAGAAAAGCAAGAAGCAAUUUUAAAUUAUGAGAGUUUACGAGAGAUUAUGGAAAUUUUACAAACAGAACUGGGGGAAUCUGCUGGAAAAAUAAGUCAAGAGUUUGAAUCAAUGAAGCAACAGCAAGCGUCUGAUGUUCACGAACUGCAGCAGAAGCUCAGAACUGCCUUUACUGAAAAAGAUGCUCUUCUCGAAACUGUGAAUCGCCUCCGGGGAGAAAAUGAAAAGUUACUGUCUCAACAAGAAUUGGUACCAGAACUUGAAAAUACCAUAAAGAACCUUGAAGAAAAGAAUGGAGUAUACUUACUUAGUCUCAGUCAAAGAGAUACCAUGUUAAAAGAAUUAGAAGCAAAGAUAAAUUCUCUUACUGAGGAAAAAGAUGAUUUUAUAAAUAAACUGAAAAAUUCCUAUGAAGAAAUGGAUAAUUUCCAUAAGAAAUGUGAGAGGGAAGAAAGACUGAUUCUUGAACUUGGGAAGAAAGUAGAGCAGACAACCCAGUACAACAGUGAACUAGAACAAAAGGUAAAUGAAUUAACAGGAGGACUAGAGGAGACCUUAAAAGAAAAGGAUCAAAAUGACCAAAAACUAGAAAAACUUAUGGUUCAAAUGAAAGUUCUCUCUGAAGACAAAGAAGUAUUGUCAGCUGAAGUGAAGUCUCUUUAUGAGGAAAACAAUAAACUCAGUUCAGAAAAAAAACAGUUGAGUAGGGAUUUGGAAGUUUUUUUGUCUCAAAAAGAUGAUGUUAUCCUUAAAGAACAUAUUACUGAAUUAGAAAAGAAACUUCAGUUAAUGGUUGAAGAGCGAGAUAAUUUAAAUAAACUGCUUGAAAAUGAACAAGUUCAGAAGUUAUUUGUCAAAACUCAGUUGUAUGGUUUUCUUAAAGAUACGGGGUCUGAAGUUUCAGAAGAUGGUGAAGAGAAAGAUGUUAAUAUCCUACAGGCAGUCGGUGAAUCCUUGGCAAAAAUAAAUGAGGAAAAAUGCAACCUGGUUUUUCAGUGUGAUAAAAAGGUAUUCGAGUUAGAAAAAGAGAUUAAGUGCCUUCAAGAAGAGAGUGUAGUUCAGUGUGAAGAACUUAAGUCUUUAUUGAGAGACUGUGAGCAAGAGAAAGUUCUCUUAAGGAAAGAGUUAGAAGAAAUCCAGUCAGAAAAAGAGGCCCUGCAAUCUGAUCUUCUAGAAAUAAAGAAUGCUAAUGAAAAAAUAAGGCUUGAAAAUCAGAAUCUUCUAAUUCAAGUUGAAGAAGUAUCUCAAACAUGUAGCAAAAAUGAAGUCCAUAAUGAAAAAGAAAAAUGUUUUAUAAAGGAACAUGAAAACCUAAAGCCAUUACUAGAACAAAAAGAAUCAGAAUUACGAGAUAUGAGAGCAGAGUUGAUACUAUUAAAGGAUUCCUUAGCGAAAUCACCUUCUGUACAAAAUGAUCCUCUGUCUUCAGUGAAAGAGUUGGAAGAAAAAUUAGAAAAUCUGGAAAAAGAAUGCAAAGAAAAGGAGGAGAAAAUAAAUAGGAUAAAAUUAGUUGCUGUGAAGGCAAAGAAAGAACUAGAUUCCAGCAGAAAAGAGACCCAGACUGUAAGGGAAGAACUUGAAUCUCUUCGGUCAGAAAAGGACCAAUUAUCUGCUUCCAUGAGAGAUCUCAUUCAAGGAGCAGAAAGCUAUAAGAAUCUUUUAUUAGAAUAUGAAAAGCAGUCAGAGCAACUGGAUGUGGAAAAAGAACGUGCUAACAAUUUUGAGCAUCAUGUUGAAGACCUUACAAGACAACUAAGAAAUUCGACUUUGCAGUGUGAAAAAAUAAAUUCUGAUAAUGAAGAUCUGCUGGCUCGUAUUGAGACACUACAGUCUAAUGCCAAAUUAUUAGAAGUACAGAUUUUAGAAGUCCAGAGAGCCAAAGCAAUGGUAGACAAAGAAUUAGAAGCUGAAAAACUUCAGAAAGAACAGAAAAUAAAGGAACAUGCCACUACUGUAAAUGAACUUGAAGAACUUCAGGUACAACUUCAAAAGGAAAAGAAACAGCUUCAGAAAACCAUGCAAGAAUUAGAGCUGGUUAAAAAGGAUGCCCAACAAACCACAUUGAUGAAUAUGGAAAUAGCUGAUUAUGAACGUUUGAUGAAAGAACUAAAUCAAAAGUUAAGUAAUAAAAACAACAAGAUAGAAGAUUUGGAGCAAGAAAUAAAAAUUCAAAAACAGAAACAAGAAACCCUACAAGAAGAAAUAACUUCAUUACAGUCUUCAGUACAACAAUAUGAAGAAAAAAAUACCAAAAUCAAGCAAUUGCUUGUGAAAACCAAAAAGGAACUGGCAGAUUCAAAGCAAGCAGAAACUGAUCACUUAAUACUUCAAGCAUCUUUAAAAGGUGAGCUGGAGGCAAGCCAGCAGCAAGUAGAAGUCUAUAAAAUACAGCUGGCUGAAAUAACAUCAGAGAAACACAAAAUCCACGAGCACCUGAAAACCUCUGCAGAACAGCACCAGCGUACGCUAAGUGCGUACCAGCAGAGAGUGACAGCGCUACAGGAGGAGAGCCGUGCUGCCAAGGCAGAACAAGCUGCUGUAACCUCUGAAUUCGAGAGCUACAAAGUCCGAGUUCAUAACGUUCUAAAACAACAGAAAAAUAAAUCUAUGUCUCAGGCUGAAACUGAGGGCGCUAAACAAGAAAGGGAACAUCUGGAAAUGCUGAUUGACCAACUAAAAAUCAAAUUACAAGAUAGCCAAAAUAACUUACAGAUUAAUGUAUCUGAACUUCAAACAUUGCAGUCUGAACAUGAUACACUGCUAGAAAGGCACAACAAGAUGCUUCAGGAAACUGUGUCCAAAGAGGCGGAACUCCGGGAAAAAUUGUGUUCCAUACAAUCAGAGAACAUGAUGAUGAAGUCUGAGCAUACACAGACUGUGAGUCAGCUAACAUCCCAGAAUGAGGUCCUUCGAAAUAGCUUCCGAGAUCAAGUGCGACAUUUGCAGGAAGAGCACAGAAAGACAGUGGAGACGUUACAGCAGCAGCUCUCCAAGGUGGAGGCACAGCUCUUCCAGCUUAAGAAUGAACCGACCACAAGAAGCCCAGUUUCCUCUCAACAAUCUUUGAAGAACCUUCGAGAAAGGAGAAACACAGACCUCCCACUUCUAGACAUGCACACUGUAACCCGGGAAGAGGGAGAAGGCAUGGAGACAACUGAUACUGAGUCUGUGUCUUCCGCCAGCACAUAUACACAGUCUUUAGAGCAGCUGCUUAAUUCUCCCGAAACUAAACUUGAGCCUCCAUUAUGGCAUGCCGAAUUUACCAAAGAAGAAUUGGUUCAGAAGCUCAGUUCCACCACAAAAAGUGCAGAUCACUUAAACGGCCUGCUUCGGGAAACAGAAGCAACCAAUGCAAUCCUUAUGGAGCAAAUUAAGCUUCUCAAAAGUGAAAUAAGAAGAUUAGAAAGGAAUCAAGAGCGAGAGAAGUCUGCAGCUAACCUGGAAUACUUGAAGAAUGUCUUGCUACAGUUCAUUUUCCUGAAACCAGGUAGUGAAAGAGAAAGACUUCUUCCUGUUAUAAAUACAAUGUUGCAGCUCAGCCCUGAAGAAAAGGGAAAACUUGCUGCGAUUGCUCAAGGUGAGGAGGAAAACGCUUCCCGUUCUUCUGGAUGGGCAUCCUAUCUUCAUAGUUGGUCUGGACUUCGAUAGAUUGAUGGAAGGAGUAUUUUUAUUAACCAAAUAGAAUCUAUUUACAAAAAUGGUUCAUGUAUAUUACCAUCAUCCUUUUGUCCAAAAGUGUGUAUAUAUGUUUGCAUCUACAUAUAUUUGUACAUCUAUAUGACAGAUGUAUUUUAAAAGUUUCAACUUGAAGUAAAAGUACAACAGCUUGAAGUGUUGAUACCAGGCGACAGCCCUCUGACUCAUGUGAUCUCCCGUGCAUGCUGCCAGAAUAAAACCACCAGGAAUGAAUUCACUCCCCACUCCUCUGGAACCUCAGGACCCAUUGCUCGGCAGUACUGUGAAUUUUGAAGUUAAACUAAAUUUUGGUACCAUACCAACUGGAAUUUAGGCUUUAAAAAUAAUGUUUCAAGGCCGUGUGUGGUGAUUCAGGCCUGUAAUCCCAGCACUUUGGGAGGCUGAGGCUGGAGAAUCACUUGAGGCUAGUGCGCUGUUAUCGUACCACUGCACUCCAGCUCGGGGAACAGAGCGAGACCUUGUCUCUAAAAAUAAUAAUAAUAAUACAAUAAAAAUAAUGUUUUAUGACUAUUUAUUGCAAGGUCAGAUUUGUAGAUUGUUAUUAGUUAUAAAUUGUUGAGAAAUUUUUGUGAUUAGAAUAUGAAGGAAAAAGCUUUAUUGGUAAAAGUAACAUGUUUAUUAAGGGGCUAUGAAGUAAAUAUGCUGCAGUUAAUUAUGCUAAGUUGAAAUAUAAUUUAGUUACUUUAAAAUAAACUGUUCUUUUUUUCUUUAAAGUAUAUUCUCUCAAAACUCACGAUGUUGUCAGAGCCCUAGAGCUGGCUAGUGUAACACUGACUCUGAAUAGGCAGGCCCACCCCCUGAGUUGAGGUGAUUUCAUGCUAUCUGUCCGGGCUCUUGGUAUGGUGUCGCUACAUGCAAGCCAUGAAUCUGUUUUGAGAAUCCUCUCCAUUUUCCCAAAUGAAAACCUAUCACAACAGUAACUAUAUCACUCAGCAUUGUAUCUUAAGUAUAAAACUGGUGCUUUCAAUGUUGUGGCAGAUAGUGUUCCGUAAGCUUUCCAUCAGCUUUCCAGCAGAAGGGAUUUUAGAAAGACACCUUGGAGGUCCGUGCUACAUCUUCACAGUUCCUCUGAAUAAACUUAGGUGGUAGCGUUACUUGCCUUUGAUGCCUCUGCAUAUGUUUUAAUGACUAGAUCAAAAUUGUAGUGUUCUUAAAUCAAAAAUUUGAUAAUUCUAUUUUUAAUAUUUAUGUGUUAAUCACCACACAGUAUGCUUUCUGAAGUUCUCUUAAGCCUUCAGUUUAUACUCUUAAUUCUCAUUCUGAGCUGGAGAACUGACUUUGCACUUUGAUUAUGCAGAACAUUGGUUUCCAAUUUAGUUUAACUGAAAUUUGCUGCUGAUAUGUUGAGUUUGUUCUUUAAAUAAUAUCUCAUAUAUCUGUCUUUCCUCCUGUCUUAGAAGAACAGACCUAACUAGUGAAUGUAUUAAUGAAAAUGCAUCUAUUUCAGAGCUGACAUGAAGAGUUUAGUUUUUUUACUUUAUAAACUGUGAAUUUGAGUAUGCCACCUGCCUACAAUGUAACGAAUCAUAUUUGAAUAUAUUUUACUUUCUCUUUGACUUUAGACCUUUUGAAGUCUGUAUAAACUUGUUUUAAAAUAUAGUCUCUGCUUAUGAAUGUCAUAACAAAAAUACCUUUUUGCAUGAUAAAAAAUUAUUACUUUGAUUACAAAAGGCCUAUUCUUUCAUGGUUUCCUCAAUGAGAGGAAGUGUAAUGAUUAUUUUAAUAUUUCUAUUAAAUAUGUUUAACUUCUAUUAAAUAUACAUAAAAAUA
Messenger RNA from Chlorocebus sabaeus (green monkey), 7590 nucleotides. It is a transcript of the gene GCC2, whose product is annotated as GRIP and coiled-coil domain containing 2. Lineage: Eukaryota; Metazoa; Chordata; Mammalia; Primates; Cercopithecidae. The record is from RefSeq and is a predicted model, not a curated record. Gene Ontology annotation, biological process: late endosome to Golgi transport. Gene Ontology annotation, cellular component: Golgi apparatus.